Messenger RNA from Naegleria gruberi, 987 nucleotides. RefSeq lists its product as uncharacterized. The record is from RefSeq and is a predicted model, not a curated record. Lineage: Eukaryota; Heterolobosea; Eutetramitea; Acrasida; Naegleriidae. The transcript has 3 exons. Bases 1 to 840 code for a protein of 279 amino acids.
AUGUCAGUAAAAGGAUUCUCACCAUCAUUAUCAUCGAUCACUAACACAUUGAUGAUCAUUUUGAUGAUGAUUAAUUUAUUAUCAAUGGUUCAUUCAUCAUUGUGUGCAUCAUCAUCAUCAUGGACACAAAAACAUGGUGAUUUCUACAUGUCCAAUUCCAUUCCUGAUUUUCCACUUUCCCAUUCAUCAUGGAUUAGUAUGAAUUCUCCGAUGCUUACCAAGAUGAAUUUGAAACUUGAUUCUACAUCAUUGAUAUUUGCAAAUGCACCAUUGAGUGGUAAAUUAUUGAUGGUUCUUGAUGAUGAUAAUCAACAAUUGGUGAUCGCAAGUAUUAAUUGUACUAGCGGAGUAUUUAAUAUUGAAAGAAAUUUGACAAGUGUUUAUCCUGGAACGAAGAGAACCAUUAUUGUGGAUGGAAAGAGACAAGCCAAUGUUAAAAUUGAUCGAUCCCUAACGGAACAAUCUGCAAUUGUUACAUAUUACGGAGCUAAAGUUAUUAAAAUGUGUGAUAAAACAUUAUCAAACACAGUCAAUAUCACAGAUUUGAUAAGAAAUGAAAAUUUAGGACAUUUAUCACUUGGCAAUUUUGAGCAUUUUGUUUACAAUGUUUUGGAUGAAAAGGUUUACAGUGGAAAAAAAACUUUAACUGAGACAUUUAUUUGUAAAAUUGAAAGUAAUGGUAAAAUUGUUGGCAAAAUUCAAAGACCCAAGUCAAAUUUGAUAGAAAUUGAAUUUCCAUCAACUCCAAACUAUAGACACAAAGCACUAGUGUUGGCACUUGCCUUAUUUUGUUUUGCAACAUCAGGUGGUGGUGGUGUCGUCUUCCCAAUGAUCAUUUAAUCAGCUCAACAAUUAACUGCCCUUAGGAAAUUUUGGAAAGCAACAAACACAUUGAAAAUCAUUAAAUUAAUGAAAAUCUGUCAUGAAAAAUUACAAAAUGCUUUCCUUACCUUUAAUAGAAAUUCAAAAAAAUUAUGUUUUUUUCCU